AUGAUUAAAAACUUGUCUGUGCGCUUUUGCUUCAGUCUCGUAUCUCUCAGAACUUUCCCUUUUACCCAAUAUCAGCAGGGUCUACAGAGAACCUACACAGACGCUACACAGACGCUACACAGACGCUACACAGAUGCUACACAGAAGCUACACAGACGCUACACAGACGCUACACAGACGCUACACAGACGCUACACAGACCUUACACAGACCCUGCACAGACCCAGCACAGACCCUACACAGACCAGACCCUACACAGACCCAGCACAGACCCAGCACAGACCCAGCACAGACCCUACACAGACCCAGCACAGACCCAGCACAGACCCAGCACAGACCCAGCACAGACCCAGCACAGACCCUACACAGACCCAGCACAGACCCUACACAGACCCAGCACAGACCCAGCACAGACCCAGCACAGACCCUACACAGACCCUACACAGAUCCUGCACAGACCCAGCACAGACCCAGCACAGACCCAGCACAGACCCUACACAGACCCUACACAGACCCAGCACAGACCCUACACAGACCCAGCACAGACCCAGCACAGACCCAGCACAGACCCUACACAGACCCAGCACAGACCCUACACAGACCCUACACAGACCCAGCACAGACCCUACACAGACCCUACACAGACCCAGCACAGACCCUACACAGACCCAGCACAGACCCAGCACAGACCCUACACAGACCCAGCACAGACCCUACACAGACCCUACACAGACCCAGCACAGACCCAGCACAGACCCUACACAGACCCUACACAGACCCAGCACAGACCCAGCACAGACCCAGCACAGACCCAGCACAGACCCAGCACAGACCCAGCACAGACCCUACACAGACCCUACACAGAUCCUGCACAGACCCAGCACAGACCCAGCACAGACCCAGCACAGACCCUACACAGACCCUACACAGAUCCUGCACAGACCCUACACAGACCCUGCACAGACCCUGCACAGACCCUACACAGACCCUGCACAGACCCUGCACAGACCCUGCACAGACCCUGCACAGACCCAGCACAGACCCAGCACAGACCCAGCACAGACCCUGCACAGACCCUGCACAGACCCUGCACAGACCCAGCACAGACCCAGCACAGAUCCUGCACAGACCCUACACAGACCCUGCACGGUGGUCGCCACGGAAACCAAAACAAUAGGAAUCAGUGGCAGUUUAUGGUUGGAUGAAGAUGAGUGGAGAAAGAGACUACAAAUCAAGCACUCGACCCCCCCCCAGAAGUAG
This is a messenger RNA of Knipowitschia caucasica, 1260 nucleotides long. The record is from the annotation of a GenBank genome assembly. NCBI's taxonomy places the organism in Eukaryota, Metazoa, Chordata, Actinopteri, Gobiiformes, Gobiidae.